Molecule: messenger RNA, 1193 nt
Organism: Rhipicephalus sanguineus (brown dog tick)
Lineage: Eukaryota; Metazoa; Arthropoda; Arachnida; Ixodida; Ixodidae
Exons: 4
Coding region: 232-945 (237 amino acids)
Source: RefSeq, a predicted model, not a curated record
GUGCCCGUGCUCGCACUGCUAAUAAGCCUGUCUGAGAUCAUCGUCCACAAUACCUCAUGGAGAAAGAUACCACACAGAGUGCACGAAUGGGGUUGGGAACUCUUCAGGAACCUGCUCUACGAAAGUUCCCCGCGCAUCCCGACACAGACGUCUGCACGCAUAGCGCUGACCGCUUGGCUACUGGCGGUGCUAGUGAUCGCCAACUCGUUCGCGGGCCACUUGAAGUCCAGCAUGGCCAUCAAAAACGAACCUGCUCAGCUGGACACCAUCCACGACGUGGUAGCCCAGCGCGACCUAAGGCCCAUCGUCUGGAAAGGAUCACACUACGAGGAUUUCUUAUCGACUGCCCGGUCUCCGGUCCUGCGUUCGUUGUGGCAAAUGGUGACACGCACCAACGGGUCUCAGCUAGGGCGUGACAUGUUCUCCGACGAGCACAUGCGCCAGGUGGUGCAACGACGCGCCGUGCUCCUGGUGGACCACAUCUCGCUCCAGUGGCGCACGGCCGCCUACUGCCGUCGCACACUGAAGUCCAGCUUCCACUUCGCACGCGAGCACAUUGACGAAAACCCAGUCUCCUUCCUCAUGUCGCCGACCAUGCGCAGAGAUCUACAUCAACGCAUUUACGCUAGGAUCAUGUGGAUGUGCGAGAGCGGCCUGAUGAGCAAGUGGAUGGCCGAUAGCCUGGGCGACUGGCAACGCUGUGUGCGACAGACGGGAGGUCACGUCGCGGAGGAUCUCACCGUUUCCGACACCCUGGCCAGCUUCGUGCUCUGGGCACUGGCCAUGACGGUGGCCUUGGCGGCCUUUCUCGUGGAAGUGCUGCACCCUCACGCAUCAUCACAGCUCACGCUGACGCACCAGUUGACUGGGCACGCCAAGGCGACCCGUGUCCAGCUGAAGAGGUCACGCAUACCGCGCCCUAAAGUGCGCCUACUAGCUCGCUAGGCGAUUGACAUUUUCCAAGCUGUGACGAUCGCGUAUACAUAUACGUUUGUGCUGCACCGCUUAGCACUCGUUGGGGUAUAGCCCGAACUUAUCGUUUCUGCAACAAUGGAUUUACAUUUAGAAGAGCACAUGCGAAAUUACGCUUUCAAUGCUUACGUAAACCACAGCUAUUAAAAGGAGGAAGUGGGGCGAUCGUGAAGCGACAGUUAUGGCGUUUCACCAUACAAGUCCUACCAAUAAAGAUGGUU